Anthostomella pinea is the source of this 1755-nucleotide messenger RNA. NCBI's taxonomy places the organism in Eukaryota, Fungi, Ascomycota, Sordariomycetes, Xylariales, Xylariaceae. The record is from the annotation of a GenBank genome assembly.
AUGGCGCCAUCAGCAGAUACCUCGUUUGCGAGCCAUGUAGCUAACCAGUUCACUUCGUACGAGAAGGAUCGUCAGACCUCGUCCAAGGAUGCUCUCUAUGCUACAUCCAAUGGCGUGCCGAUGCCUCACCCAUACGAGUCUCAGCGCGUUGGUGACAACGGUCCGCUCCUGCUCCAGGACUUCCACCUCGUCGACCUCCUGUCCCACUUCGACAGAGAACGCAUCCCUGAGCGUGUAGUGCAUGCCAAGGGUAGCGGAGCUCACGGCUUCUUCGAAUGUACAAACCCAAUCCCCGACCUCUGCAUUGCCGAUAUCUUCUCGAUCAAGGGAAAGAAAUGCCCCAUUACUACCCGCUUCUCGACUGUGGGCGGUGAGUCCGGCUCCCAUGAUCUGGCCCGUGACCCCCGAGGGUUCUCUGUCAAGUUCAGAACUGAAGAGGGCAACUGGGACAUGGUGGCCAACAACACACCCGUCUUCUUUCUUCGGGAUCCUGCCAAGUUCCCUCACUUCAUCCACACGCAGAAGCGCGACCCGUCGACCCAUCUCACACAUGCCGAUGACUCGACCAUGUUCUGGGACUACCUGUGCAACAAUCCCGAGUCAAUCCACCAGGUCAUGAUUCUCAUGGGUGACAGAGGCAUUCCCGACGGCUACCGGUUCAUGCACGGCUACUCUGGACACACCCUGAAGCUGGUGAACAAGAAUGGAGACUGGGUGUACUGCCAGAUGCACUUCAAGAGCCAGCAGGGUACCAAGUUUAUUACUCAGGAAGAUUCAGCAAACUACUCAGCAGACUACUCGCAGAAGGACCUGUACGAGGCCAUCCAGCGUGGUGAAUUUCCCAAAUGGACCGUCGAGAUCCAAACGAUGACCCCCAAACAGGCCGAGGAGGUAUGGGAGAAGCAGAAGAUCAAUGUUUUCGAUCUCACCCAUGUCUGGCCCCAAGACCAAUUCCCCCGCAGGAAGGUUGGCGAGUUCACGCUCAACGAGAAUGCCAUCAACUACUUCGCCGAGAUCGAACAGGUUGCGUUCAACCCAGCUCACAUGCUUCCUGGUAUUGAGCCAUCCUCCGACCCAGUCCUUCAGUCGCGCCUCUUUUCGUACCCCGACACACACCGCCACCGUAUUGGAGCCAACUACCAGCAGCUGCCGGCCAACGCGUCUAGAACAGGCUACAAGUUUGGCAACUUCCAGCGCGACGGUCAAAUGGCAUUCUACAAUCAGGGGGCCCGUCCCAACUACCUCAGCUCCAUCGACCCAAUUCAGUUCAGACCUCGUUCAGUCGAUUUGGACAAGACACACGGCCACUUCGUCGGAAAAGCCGUUUCUUUCUUGUCCGAGAUCCGCCCUGAGGACUUCAACGCCCCACGAGCGCUGUGGCAGAAGGUGUUUGACGAGCCGGCGCGGGAGCGAUUCAUCGUUAACGUUGCGGGCAAGAUGGCGGCUUGCAAGGAGCCGGAGCUGCUCAAGCGCCAGAUUGCCAUCUUCCGCGAGGUCGACAACGACAUUGCGACGCGUCUGGAGAAAGCCACGGGUGUGAAGGGUUAUGACGGAAUCUCGAACAUGCGCUUCAAUGGUACCCACAACGGCAUGACCAAGGACUCCAAGCUUCGGUAUGCCAACGGUGUGAGUGCUACCAAGGGUAAGAGUGCCACGGACAACAACGGGGCACCUUGCGCCGGCACACACGGGGAUUUGGCCAAGAACACUGUCGAUGGUGCGAACGGCUCGAAUGGGACCAACGGGUCUAAGUAA